CAGCGGCUCCGGCUCGGGGCUCAGGCUACAAAGAAACCUGGUACCUGGCGGUGCUCGCAGUCUACUACCGUACGCUCAUCACGACGCAUCACGCAUCCCGCACGUUCCGCGUCUCGACGUAUCCGUUUUAAGAAUCGGGGAUCACGUAUCCUCCGCGAGGAUCACGUAUCCUGGGGAACGUAUCCAGUUUGCGCCUUGUAUACCCGCUGUACUUGCUCUACUUGCCGUCCACUAAACAGGGCCAAGCGGUGGGCGGAACCUGUAGCUGUAGCAGUAAACGCCGUUGUCCUUGGGCUCUGGACCUCCUGCGCCUGACGUUCGGGGUACCUUUUUGGGGAAGAGUGUUCGCGACUCGACAAUCUCGAUUAGAAUAUCUGCCAAAUGUGUCCAGUCCAGUGAUGGUCUAGUGAGAUGUUCCCAUGGGUGUUUAGUACCAGCAAGGAUACUCACUGUCUAGUGUUCUAAUCCAAGUGUCAACACGCAUUCCAAAGCAACAUCUCACGAUCAAAACAAGUGUCACAAACUUAGAGGUCAAAAACAAAAGAGGAGGCGAUUGGCGGGGAGGGUCUGCCGGUCGUGUAGGUGUCGUGUAAAGCUAAACCAACCAACCAGUGCGAGAACGGUCGUAAGGAUGCGCGACUUUACCAGCCUCUUCGGGAGCCAGUAUCAAUCGAUAUUUGGCGGUUCGACGGGUUCCAGCUGUGCCAGCGCGGAAUGUGGUGGUGGCAGUGGCAGUGGCAACAGUUUGGGCGGUACCAGUGGCUGCGGCACUCCGCAGCGGCGUCGCUCCGAAAGCCUCGGUCCCUUUCGGCGGCGGUUACGAUCCGAAUUUUCGCUUCUCGACUACUUCUUCCACCAACCGAAGCAUGGGCGCCAUACGCGUUACCCGAACCGAACGUUCAUGCUAAUGGCGGCCGGAUUCAUGCUCAUCAUCUGCGGUAGCGUCCUGCACAUACUGGACCCCUACAUGCUCGUCUUCAAGUGGAAGCUGAAAUUCGAGGAAGGCUCGGAGAUAUUCAACCUGUGGAGGACUCCGCCGGUGGAUCUGUACAUUAAGAUCUAUCUGUUUAAUGUGACGAACGCCGAGGACUUUAUGGCCGGUCGAGCGGAUAAGAUGCAAGUGGAGGAGGUGGGCCCGUACGUUUAUAGAGAGCUAAUGUCACACGAUGAAAUAGUGUUCAACGAUAAUGGUACCGUCUCGACCCGACCGCACCAUCCGUUGAUAUUCCAGAAGAGCCUGUCCGGUAAUCUGCGCGAGGAUGAUGUCUUUAUGAUGCCAAACAUUGCGCUACUGAGUAUAGCUCAUGUGGCCUCAAAGCAGGGCUACUUCAUACGGUGGCCUAUCAAUAUGCUAAUUCGGCAGACCAAGAUACAACCACUGGAGCGGCAGACGGCCCGGGAGUUCAUGUACGGCUAUCCGACCACACUGACCACGCUCGGUUACACCUUUCUACCGAACUGGAUCUCCUUCGACAAGGUUGGUCUGAUCGAUCGGAUGUACGACUUUGACGAUGACUUCGAGACGUUCUAUACGGGCGAACCGUCGGCCAGCAUGUCCGGACUGUACGAUACCUACCUGGGAUCGCCCGAUUUGGCGCAAUGGGACGGUAAGCACUGCAGCAACAUCCGCAAUGCAUCCGAUGGUACGAAGUUCAAGAGCUUCAUUCAACCCGACGAUCAGCUGCUGUUCUUCCGGAAGAGCAUGUGCCGUGCGCAGCGAUUGAUCCAAAACGGAACGGACUACCAGGUGGAUGGCCUGAAGGCGACCAAAUUUGUGUUCGAGGACAAUGCACUGGAUAAUGGUGAGAUCGAUCCGCGCAACAAGUGCUACUGUCGGGAAGGUCACUGUUUACCCCGAGGGCUGAUCGAUGUGACGAGCUGCUACUAUGGCUUCCCGAUUGCCCUCAGCUAUCCACACUUUCUCGAUGCCGAUCCGAAGGUGCUGGAGCACGUGAACGGAUCUCGGCCGGAUCCGGUAGCACACCGGACACACUUCAUGAUUAAUCCAGUUUCGGGAUUACCGCUCGAGCUGUCGGUGAAGUUUCAGAUCAAUAUGGCGCUUGGGGAUCUGAGCAGCAUGACCAACUGCGAGAAGUUCUCCAACCUUGUCGUACCUACGCUCUGGUUCGAAAUUAUGAUGCCGGGGCUCCCGAAAACGCUGCUGACGCGGUUUAUCUUCUACCUCAAGAUUCUGCCCGUUGGAGAUCUCGUCGUGAAGCAUAGUUUGCUCGCAUUCGGUGGCAUCCUGCUGCUAGUGGCCAUCACGAAGGUCUCGAUGACGCUGUCUUCUGCGUACUCGUCGGCCUAUCGCAUUUCGAAUGAGCUGCGGGAAAGCUUAUGGUAGUCGUUGGGGUUACCCCCGGGUAAAGGGAAGGGAAGGAGGUCGACAACUUCGAUUUUCAAUAAGACACAACUAUGCACACACAUACACACACACACUCACACAUACACAGGGGGACAAUAGCGACCACAGGAAGACACCGUUGAUCGCACACCUUCGCACUCGGGCCCAAAAUAACAAUCGAUCAGCUUUUCCGGGAUUUCCAGAUGGACGGAGGAGUCGUGUAAAUAGCGAGUUGUAGCGCUGCUGUUAAUGUUUAAGACGAUUAAUGUCCUUCACUCGUAUGUAAGGUUAUGCUUAUGAAUAAACAGAAGGGACGAAAGUUCUUCAAUAUUGAUAACAUAUUGCCGUUCAAGAGAGUGAUAGAGCUCUUUGCAAGACGAAAUUUUGCAUGUCAUAAGAAGACGAAAGAAAAAAAAAUGUGAGAACAGUAAAGGUGAAACAUUUCUAAAGUAAACUAUCUAGUAGUUUCUAUUAGAAAGGAUAUAGACAUGAACUUUGUAAAUAUAUUGCCCUGCUUGCUUCUAAGAUAGCAAUUAAAUUGCUGAAUGCAGAUUUUUGUAGAGUGAAAAAAAUCAAGAUAGGCAGACACAUGACAACACCACUUCAAAUGAUCUAGUAAAAAUGGUUAUUCGUUACUGCAAACAUGUUUCAGAAAAUAGACGAUUAUAAGGUGCGGAGAGCACAUAGCAUUCUAUUAAAAGUUCAGAUGUUUUUGCAAGUCUUUCAGAUGUUUCUAAACAAAAUGCCAUGCCAUGAGAAAAUUCUUUACAUCACGUACCAUGUGCUUGAAUAAAUGUACCUGAAAUUAGCUGAUGAUGAUCAAAAAUAAUUAGUCAUCUCUUUGGAAUUUCUGUUAGUCCUUAAGCAUCCAUUAAUAAGGC
This is a messenger RNA of Anopheles darlingi, 3225 nucleotides long. Its product is annotated as scavenger receptor class B member 1. Lineage: Eukaryota; Metazoa; Arthropoda; Insecta; Diptera; Culicidae. The record is from RefSeq and is a predicted model, not a curated record. The transcript has 10 exons. Bases 632 to 2344 code for a protein of 570 amino acids. Gene Ontology annotation, molecular function: scavenger receptor activity. Gene Ontology annotation, cellular component: cytoplasm; membrane.